AUGUGCAACACCAAAACUUUAUUCAAACAAACUGUUCGAUUUUAUGAUACUAUAACAUUAAUUAUAAAAGAUGAAGCAGCAAAUGUUUUUCUUGAAAUUUCACCACAUCCAGUUUUAAGUACAUCUAUUCGUGAAUGUUAUGAAUUAACAAAUCAACAACAAUCAUCACCUCCACUUAUUCUCCCAACAUUAAAACGAAAAGAAUACGAACAAAUAACAUUAUUUACUAGUUUAGCACAACUUACAACAUUAUCUCAAGUAUGGCAACAAUAUUUUCAUACUCGUCAAAUUUUACCGUUGAAAAAUCAUGAAGAAUAUUUUGAUAAUUUUCCAUUAUAUAAAUUUCAUUUGAGUCCAUGUUGGUAUGAAUCAAAAGAUUCAUCUAUACAACGUUUAGCUAAUCAUCAUAAAAUUCAAGAUGCAAUUCUUUUCCCGGCUGCUGCUUAUCCUGAACUCGUAACAACUGCUUGUCAUCAAUUACUUCCCCCAAAAGAGGAUGAUCAACAACAACUAACACUUAUUUUUGAAGACGUAAACUUUAAUAAAGCACUUAUUCUUAAUGAACAUGAAUUGAUGGAAGUAUUUAUACAAAUAAUUAUGCCAAUGCGUGAAUGGUAUAUUAUAUUUUGUAAUCAAGAUAAUCGUAAUAAAUAUUCAUUAAAUGAAUUUACUUUAUAUGCACAAGGCAAAAUUGAAAUAGAUUCUAAACAACAAAAAUCAUUAACAAUACCUGAUAGAUGGACCAUACAAGAUAUACGAAGUGCUUAUGCACAUCUUUCAACACGUGCUUAUCAAUAUGGAUCUAUUCUAUUACCAGGUGUUGAAACAACAUUUCUUCCUGUACGUAUUCAAAAAUUUAUUUAUUCAAGUAAAACAAAAAUAAAAACGAAUCAGUCAACAAAUAUCGAAGUAUGUGGAAACUAUUAUGAUAAUAUAUGGGGUAUAGAUCAAGAAGAAAUAUAUAAUCUUGAUUUAUGGACAUUUCCAAUGGAUAAUAAAAUCGAAGAACCAAUAUUUACAUUUGAAAGUAUUGUUAUUCAGCAGAUUCAAGGUGUACAAUCUGGUCGAUGUAAUCAAGAUUUAAUUGAAUCAAUAGGACCAUUUAAUGAAUUAGCUGCUUAUUAUGCUCAAAUGGCAAUAAAAGAUCUUGAUUUGAAUCAACAACAUCAUCCAUUAUUAAAUGCGUGUCAUUCUCUUGCUUCAACUUUACAUGAAGAAGUAACAUGGCAUUCAACACAACUUCGUCUUAUUCAAUUAAUUGAGCGUUUUCCUCGUUUAAAACCAUUUUUAAUAACAUUAAAUAAAUAUGGUUUACAUUUAAAAGAUAUUCUUAACAAUUCAUUUGAAAAUUAUCGAUUACGUAUAUUUUGGUUAACUGAUAGUGAUUGUUCAGAUGUUUUACCUAUUCUUGAUCUUCUUCUUAAUUUAUCACAACAAACAGGUUUAUUAAUUGAUUUACAUUAUGAAGAUUCUGAUCCAGUACAACUUGCAAAUGCUCAACAAACAUUUAAUACACAUCUAACUAAUCAAAAAAAAAUUUCUCUAUUAUUUAUGAUGAAACAAUUGAUUUAUAUGAUAUUAUUAGUCAAAAAAACAAUAUCAAAAGAAAUAUUACAAAGACUUGAUGAAAGAAAAAAUCAAAUAUGGUUAAUAUUUACUAAAGAUGAUAAUAAGAAUAAUAUUCUAUCAUCAUUAUUACCAUGUUCGAAUAUUAAAAUUUUUGAUAUUCGUAAUUCAACUUCAGAUAUGAUUUGUUUUGGAAUACCAGUUCUACUAACUACUUAUAAACAAGUAUCUAUUAUUUUUGCAUGGCAACUUGAUCAAGUAUCAUUGAAUGAAAAUAAUGAUGAUUUAGCAUUUAAACAAAAUGAAGAACUUAUAUGUGGAACAUUAUCACGUAUUCUUCAAACAAUUCAAAAAUCAUCACCAUAUUUUCAUCCAUUUGUAUAUGUUCUUACAGAUCAUGCUCAAUUUAAUAAUGAUUCGAAUCUUAAUAUAAUUGCAUCAUCAUUUAUUGGUCUUGCACGAAGUUUAAUAACUGAAUAUGAACGACAUCGAUUACAACUUAUUGAUCUUCAAACAUCAUUAAAUAAUAAUAAUCAAUCAAUAUUUAUUUAUACUUUAAUAGAAUAUAUGAUUAAUUCAAGAUAUUCAACUGAUACUUGUGAAGUUGUUCUUCGUCUUAAUGAUACAAAUCAAAAUCAAGUUUAA
This is a messenger RNA of Adineta steineri, 2211 nucleotides long. The record is from the annotation of a GenBank genome assembly. Lineage: Eukaryota; Metazoa; Rotifera; Eurotatoria; Adinetida; Adinetidae.